AUGAAAUAACAAAUAGAUCUAAAGUUAUUAUAACAAUAAAGAGAAGAGCGAUUUUAGAAAAGUUUGUUUGGUGCACCUCAAAUUGAUUAAUAAAUAGAGGAUAAACCAGCUAAUUCAAAAGUGCCUUUAUUAUCAAAUGAAAACUUUGUUUAAAUUUAUGUGAAAUGCACAAUUACUCCAGAAGUAUUUAGAAUAUUAAUAUACUUAGUUUGUCGCUCAAAAAGAAUUAAGAGAUGAUACUAUAGAUAAUGAGAUCGAUAUUGUGUUUGAUGAUGUGAUAGGUAAAUGUUAUAUUAUAGAAAUAUAGAAAAUGAGGAAUUGGGAAUGAAAAAAGAAUAUAAUGUAUUUGUAGAGAGAUAACUUGUUUAAUAGAUUAAACUAUUGAAAUAGAAUUACAUAGAGAAACAAGAUUUAAUUAAAGUAUUUGUGAGAUAUAAAUUAAGAUGCCUGUAUGUGGAUCUAAUGGUAUAAGACUGCCUGAAGAAUAAGAUUUAUUAUUAUAUUUUGAAUUCUUUAAGAUUAGAGAAAAACCAACUGAAUGUUAAUUGUUGCUUUAGUAAUAAGAUCUUAAAAAUUAAUAUGGUCUUUUGAUUUGUGGAUGUCUAUUUAAUGAUGAAAUUGCAUAAGAUUUGGCAUUCAAAUUAUUAACUAAGAAACCUACAUUAGAAAUUAUCAUGAAAUUAUUAUUAGUAACUGUCCAUUAUGAAUCUAAAUACUAAAUGUAUAUGUACAAGUACUGAUAUUUUGUUGUUCUAUUCAUAGAUUAGUAAAAUAAAUAUUAUACUAUUACAAUGGAAUCUUAAAGGAAAUAACCGAUCCAUUAUUAACAGAUGUUGUUUAAAACCUAAAAUAAUUAUCAAUUGAAAGGCCUAACAUUAUUCGUGUUAAUCAUAAGAACUUUUCAUUUAAAAUUAAUACAACGUUCCUGUAUCCAUUGUAUAAACAAUAUGAGAAGGAUAGGGCUUAAGUUUUUAAACCUAUUCAUGAAUACACUCAAUUUCAAGUAUUACGAAAUGCUGACAUACCUGAUUAAACAGAAGAAUCAGAAUAUCCACACAUCUAUAUCAUUAAAAAAUAGAGUGAUUAAUAAUAAUAUUUAUAUGGAAUAUAAUUAGAAGCACAUGCAGAAAUUCAUAUAUUUGAUAACAAAUGUGAAAAAUAUCAAAAAUAUAAUGAUUCAUAUUUAGGAUGUGUAGAAAGAAAUAUUUGGGGAACAUCUAUGGUUGUUUAUGAUGAUGGAUAUCCAGAAUCUCUUUAAUUAUAAUUUCCAGAAUGGAUUGGAUAAAAGAGAAGGAGAUUAAUGAAAAUUGAAUAUGAAACAAAUAUUAUGGCAAAUGAACCUAGAUAUUUUGAUACUGUUUUUCUUAAUCUAGAUACAAAAGAAUGGGAAGGUAUUUUAUUUUAUUUAAUUAAUUAUUAGAAUUAGUUACAUUAAGACCACAUUAUAAUUAGGAAAAGGAUUGUUAUUAACUAAAUUUUUUUGGGUAAUUUUAUAAAUAAUAAAAUAUUAGACGAGCAAAGAUUGCAUCAGCUCGUAACUUUUAAUUAAUAAAAGCAGGAGAUGAUAAAACGAUAUAAUUAUUGCAUGGAAAGAUGGAGUCAAAUAGUUUUAAUUUAGAUUUUAGACCACCUCUCAGUAUAAUAUAAGCUUUUGCUAUAUCAAUGGUAUCUAUAAGUUCUAAAGCACUUGUGUCAUGAAUAUUAAAAGAAAUAUAAUAAAUUCCGCA
Molecule: messenger RNA, 1727 nt
Organism: Paramecium sonneborni
Lineage: Eukaryota; Ciliophora; Oligohymenophorea; Peniculida; Parameciidae
Source: the annotation of a GenBank genome assembly